CCUCAGGCUGUCAGCUCUCAAAGCUCUGACCGAUCAAGCAUCAAAAGAGGAACAAUUUCGGCAAUGCAACAAGGAGGAGGAUCAAUGGCGGCGUAACCAAAUUCUCAUGAGCCGUUUACACUCCAGGUACUCCAUAAGCCGAAAAUAAGCCACCAAUGGCUCUCCCGGCCCACCUUAGAGCCAUUCCCCGGCACUUUUCCAUCUCACCUCUCAAACAUCACUUCACACCUCAAUCUCUAUCACCAACAAAACAAACCCAAACAAGACGUUUCACCCAAAACCUCUCCCGCCCCCUCCAGAUCUACCGCUCCACCUCCACAGACCCCUACCUCAACCUCUCCAUCGAGCACCACCUCCUCCAACGCUCCCACCCCGACUCAACCAUCCUCUUCCUCUACACCAACCGCCCCAGCGUCAUCAUCGGCCGCAACCAAAACCCCUGGCUCGAAGUCAACCUGCACGCCCUACGUGAGGGCCUGCCCCCGCAACCACCAUCAUCAUCACGAUCAGAAACCCCAGAUGCUAACACCAACACCCCCAUCGCCCUCGUCCGCCGCCGCUCCGGCGGCGGCACCGUCUUCCACGACGCCGGCAACACCAACUACUCGGUGAUCUGCCCGCCGGCCGUCUUCGACCGGGACCGGCACGCCGAGAUGGUGGUGCGCGCGCUGCGCGGGCUGGGCGUGGGCCGGGCCCGCGUCAACGAGCGGCACGAUAUCGUCGUCGACGUGUCUAGUUCCGGCGGGGGCACGUUCAAGGUGUCGGGGUCGGCGUACAAGCUCACGCGCACGCGCUCGCUGCAUCAUGGGACGUGUUUGUUAACGUCGGAAAACUUGGGGCGGGUGUCGAGGUUGUUGAGGUCGCCUGCGGAAGGGUUUGUGAAGGCGCGCGGGGUGGAGAGUGUGAGGAGUGCGAUUCGGAAUGUUGGGGUUGAUGGGGAGGAGUUUGUGGAUGCGGUGGAGGGGGAGUUUCGGAAGAUGUAUGGGAGUGAGGUUGGGAGGGGGGUGGUUGUGGGCGAGGACGAGGCGUUAACGAAUGAGGAGGUCGUGAAGGGGGUGCGGGAGCUGACGUCGCCGGACUGGAUCUUCGGGCAGACGCCGCAGUUUACCUUCUCGACGCAUCCGACUGAGGACGAUCCUCGGGAGCGCCCGGAGGUGACGCAUACAUUGCCGUAUGGAUUCAAAACACAUUUCAACAUCCGCCACGGCGAGAUCCAGUCUGCGGCUCUAGCUGGUCUCGAAUAUCACGACUUUGUCGACGAAACCAGCCAGGACGAGAUCCUGAGUAAUGGCCUGGUCAAGCAGCGCCUACACUACAUCACAGACUGGCGAAGGACGCUCAAGCAAGCCAGCCCGGUGCCCGUUGACGUCGAUGAUGCGGGUGAAUUCCUCAACCACAUGUUUGGGAUCCAGCCACCCGCCGAAAAGGGCGGCGGAGCAGUUGCCCAAGCAGUCGUGCAAACGAUAUCCGAUACCGUCCUCGGCCAAUUCCUCGACGGUAACAUUAUUGAUCUAUAAUACCCCUCUCCAGCCAGCUACUACACAGACACAUA
Molecule: messenger RNA, 1552 nt
Organism: Chaetomium fimeti
Lineage: Eukaryota; Fungi; Ascomycota; Sordariomycetes; Sordariales; Chaetomiaceae
Exons: 2
Coding region: 156-1517 (453 amino acids)
Biological process (GO): protein lipoylation
Cellular component (GO): cytoplasm; mitochondrion
Molecular function (GO): lipoyltransferase activity
Source: RefSeq, a predicted model, not a curated record